AUGGAGCACUCAGCGUGGAAGCGGCAUUUUGGUGGCUCUAAGAUCUUAUUCUACUUUCUUUUUCAUGGCAUGCAGCUGGGUGUUUUCAUAUAUGGAUGGUGGAAACAGGCGGGCGAUAUUCGACUCGCACCGCUGAAUACGCUACAGUACUCAGUAUGGAUCUCUCGAGGGGCCGGCUUAGUCCUCUCCGUCGAUGGGACUCUCAUUUUACUUCCCAUGUGUAGAACGCUACUGCGAUAUGUCAGACCGAAAUUUAGAUGGCUACCGUUAGACGAAUCGGUGUGGUUCCAUCGGCAGGUCGCUUAUUCACUACUCUUUUUCAGCCUUGUUCAUACCAUCGCUCACUAUGUCAACUUCUUCAACGUUGAAAAAUCACAAGUCCGCAAGGAAACUGCUGUCCAGAUCCACUACACCCAAGCAGGUGGCAUUACCGGGCACAUCAUGCUUUUGUGCAUGUUGUUAAUGUACACCACAGCGCAUGCCCGCAUCAGGCAACAGGCCUUUGAGACUUUCUGGUAUACGCAUCAUCUUUUUGUUCCGUUCCUACUUGGUCUCUAUACCCAUGCUACGGGGUGCUUCGUUCGAGAUACCCUUGAUCCUCUGUCCCCAUUUGCCGGUAAAGACUUUUGGGACCAUUGCAUCGGCUACGAGGGAUGGAGAUGGGAGCUUUUCGGUGGCGGAAUCUACCUUAUCGAACGGCUUUAUAGAGAAGUACGUGCGGCGCGGGAAACCAAAAUUACCAAGGUCGUUCGGCACCCUUAUGAUGCCAUGGAAAUCCAAUUCAGCAAGCCCAGCAUGAGAUAUAAAGCCGGCCAAUGGCUUUUCAUCCAAGUUCCGGACAUUUCAAAAACACAGUGGCAUCCGUUUACCAUCACCUCCUGCCCAUUUGAUCCUUACGUCAGUAUUCAUAUUCGCCAAGUGGGCGACUGGACCAGAGCGCUUGGUAACCGUCUUGGUUGUGGUCCGGAGCAAGCCAAAGAUAUCGAUGGCCUCGAUCCCCUUGGAAUGUACGAAAUCGCCGUCCAAAACGGCCAGACCAUGCCAAAAAUCCGUAUCGACGGACCCUACGGAGCUCCAGCUGAAGACGUCUUUGACAAUGAAAUCGCCAUCUUGAUCGGCACCGGUAUUGGUGUGACGCCAUGGGCUUCCAUCCUCAAGAACAUCUGGCAUCUCCGCGCCGGACCUAACCCGCCCACCCGUCUCCGCCGAGUCGAAUUCAUCUGGAUUUGCCGAGAUACGAGCUCCUUUGAAUGGUUCCAUGCCCUCCUCUCCUCCCUCGAAGCGCAAUCUGCCGCCGAUUCGCGCUCAGGGCAGGAAUUCUUGCGCAUCCACACCUAUCUCACCCAACGCUUUGACCAGGACACUGCGGCCAACAUCAUGCUCAACUCCGUUGGUCAGCAGGUUGAUCCGUUGACUGAAUUACGCACAGGUACGAAGUUUGGUCGGCCGGACUUCAAAACCUUUUUCUCGGCGCUGCGUAACGGUCUCGUUGACCAGACAUACAUGCCUGGCUUGGAUGCCUCGUUACGGACAGACGUCGGUGUGUACUUUUGCGGCCCGAACGUGGCGGCAAAGGAUAUCAGAAAGGCUGCGAAAGAGUGUACGACCAGAGAGGUUCGGUUCAGAUUCUGGAAAGAGCAUUUUUAA
This is a messenger RNA of Uncinocarpus reesii 1704, 1647 nucleotides long. RefSeq lists its product as uncharacterized. Gene Ontology annotation, cellular component: plasma membrane; NADPH oxidase complex. The record is from RefSeq and is a predicted model, not a curated record. Gene Ontology annotation, biological process: superoxide anion generation; defense response. Gene Ontology annotation, molecular function: superoxide-generating NAD(P)H oxidase activity. The coding region runs from base 1 to 1647 and encodes 548 amino acids. NCBI's taxonomy places the organism in Eukaryota, Fungi, Ascomycota, Eurotiomycetes, Onygenales, Onygenaceae. The transcript has 4 exons.